Molecule: messenger RNA, 4486 nt
Organism: Doryrhamphus excisus (bluestripe pipefish)
Lineage: Eukaryota; Metazoa; Chordata; Actinopteri; Syngnathiformes; Syngnathidae
Gene: aclyb
Product: ATP citrate lyase b
Biological process (GO): fatty acid biosynthetic process; citrate metabolic process; acetyl-CoA biosynthetic process
Cellular component (GO): cytosol
Molecular function (GO): ATP citrate synthase activity
Source: RefSeq, a predicted model, not a curated record
UCGCCAGAUUAUGGUACGACGACGGAGGUUGCUGGAAGUGAGCUCACUCCGCUCGGGCAAGAAGUCGGCUUUGUAGUCGUGGUGUUUAUACUCCUUUGGGGAGGCGUUCGCUUUAUUUGCUUUUGACUAGGCAAGUGUUGGCGACUGAUAUUAUUUGUUUUUAUUGUUGUACUUUUUAUCAAGCAUCUUUGCCUGGACUGUAGCUAGCUAGGUUUUGUCUCGUUAGCUCUCGUGACGGCUCCGAGUGUAGCGGAUGAGCACGUCCUGUGUGAUCUAGUGCUGCCAUGUCAGCGAAAGCCAUCUCGGAGCAGACUGGAAAGGAGUUCUUGUCCAAGUACAUCUGCACCUCAGCGGCUGUGCAGAACCGGUUCCGCUAUGCCAACGUUACCGCCGAGACCGACUGGGCUCGCCUCACGCAGGAGCAUCCUUGGCUGCUCACAGAAAAAUUGGUGGUGAAGCCAGACCAGCUCAUCAAGCGACGCGGCAAACUGGGACUGGUGGGCAUCAACUUGGACCUACAGGGUGUUCAGGAGUGGCUGAAAAGCCGCCUCAUGAAGGAGACCACCGUGGGUAAGGCAAAGGGUGUCCUGAAGAACUUCCUCAUCGAGCCGUUUGUUGCGCACAAACAGGAGGAGGAGUUUUACGUCUGCGUCUACGCCACACGCGAGGGUGACCACGUGCUCUUCCACCACGAGGGCGGCGUGGAGGUGGGCGACGUGGAUGCCAAAGCCCAGCGGUUGACGGUCGCCAUUGAUGACAAGCUCAGCGAGGAUCAAGUGACGCAGCAGCUGCUCACACACGUUCCCGAUGACAGGAAAGAAAUCCUGGCCAGUUUUAUAGUGGGUCUCUUCAACCUCUACGAGGACCUCUACUUCACCUACUUGGAGAUCAACCCUUUAGUCGUUACCCAGGAUGGCGUUCACGUCUUGGACAUGGCCGCUAAGAUCGAUGCCACGGCGGAUUAUAUCUGCAAGGCCAAGUGGGGCGACGUGGAAUUUCCGCCACCUUUUGGUAGAGAAGCUUAUCCAGAGGAGGCCUAUAUAGCCGAUCUGGAUGCAAAGAGUGGAGCCAGUCUCAAGCUGACGCUACUAAACCCUCGCGGCAGAAUCUGGACGAUGGUGGCCGGGGGAGGCGCUUCAGUUGUAUACAGCGACACCAUCUGUGACCUGGGUGGCGUGGACGAGCUGGCAAACUACGGCGAGUACUCCGGUGCACCCAGCGAGCAGCAGACCUAUGACUACGCCAAAACCAUCCUGUCACUCAUGACUCGGGAAAAACACCCAGAAGGGAAGGUCCUGAUCAUUGGAGGAAGUAUUGCCAACUUCACCAACGUUGCAGCCACUUUCAAGGGCAUCGUCAGGGCCAUCAAAGACUACCAAGGUCCUCUGAAGGAGCAUGAGGUCACCAUCUUUGUUCGACGCGGCGGGCCCAAUUACCAGGAGGGGCUCAGGGUGAUGGGGGAAGUGGGGAAGACCACUGGUAUUCCUAUCCACGUGUUCGGAACAGAGACCCAUAUGACCGCAAUUGUUGGUAUGGCCCUCGGACACAAGCCCAUUCCCAACCAGCCGCCAGUGGAUGCACAUACUGCUAACUUCCUCCUGAAUUCAAGCAACAAUGUCAUGACUCCGGCUACCACAAGGACCGCCUCUUUCUCUGAAUCCAGGAUGUCCAACGAUAUCGCUCCUGCAAAAAGGUGCAAAGCGGGUCUUUCAGCAGAAGCGCAGGCCUCAUCAGGCUGCAGCGGAGCCAAAGCCACCACGCUCUUCAGCAAACACACCAAAGCCGUCGUCUGGGGCAUGCAGACGCGAGCCGUGCAAGGAAUGCUGGACUUUGACUACGUCUGCUCCCGAGAGGAGCCCUCGGUCGCCGCUAUGGUUUAUCCAUUCACUGGGGAUCACAAGCAGAAGUUCUACUGGGGCCACAAAGAGAUCCUGUUGCCGGUGUACAAAAACAUGGCCGACGCCAUGAAGAAGCAUCCCGGGGUGGAUGUACUCAUUAGCUUUGCGUCGCUGCGCUCGGCCUUCGACAGCACCAUGGAGGUCAUGCAGUUCCCGCAGAUUCACACCAUCGCCAUAAUUGCCGAGGGCAUCCCCGAAGCUCAGACCAGGAAGAUGAUCAAGAAAGCGGACGAGAAAGGCGUCACUAUCAUCGGCCCAGCCACAGUCGGCGGCAUCAAGCCGGGCUGUUUCAAGAUAGGCAACACCGGCGGCAUGCUGGAUAACAUUCUCGCCUCCAAGCUUUAUCGUCCGGGCAGCGUCGCGUAUGUGUCGCGUUCAGGGGGCAUGUCUAACGAGCUGAACAACAUCAUCUCUCGCACGACCGACGGCGUCUUUGAGGGUGUGGCCAUCGGAGGAGACAGAUACCCAGGUUCUACAUUUAUGGACCACGUUCUUCGCUACCAGGACACUCCAGGGGUUAAGAUGAUCGUGGUGCUGGGAGAGAUUGGCGGCACAGAGGAGUACAAAAUCUGCCAAGGUAUCACAGAGGGCAGGAUCACCAAACCCGUGGUGUGCUGGUGUAUCGGAACCUGCGCCACCAUGUUUGCAUCAGAGGUACAGUUCGGCCAUGCCGGGGCAUGUGCCAACGAAGCGUCUGAGACGGCGGUGACCAAGAACCAGGCCCUGAGGAAUUCCGGAGCUUACGUACCAAAGAGCUUUGACGAGCUGGGUGAUGUCAUCAAGACUGUUUAUGAUGAACUGGUGGCCAGUGGGACCAUCGUUCCCGCCCAGGAGGUGCCGCCACCAACUGUACCCAUGGAUUACUCUUGGGCCAGGGAAUUAGGCCUGAUCCGUAAACCAGCCUCCUUCAUGACCAGUAUCUGUGACGAGCGAGGCCAGGAGCUCAUCUACGCUGGCAUGCCCAUCACUGAGGUCUUCAAAGAGGAGAUGGGUUUAGGAGGAGUGCUGGGACUGCUCUGGUUCCAACGAAGGUUGCCACGCUACGCCUGCCAGUUCAUUGAGAUGUGCCUCAUGGUGACGGCUGACCAUGGACCCGCCGUCUCCGGCGCACACAACACCAUCGUCUGUGCACGAGCUGGGAAGGACCUCAUCUCCAGCCUCACUUCUGGCCUGCUCACUAUCGGGGACCGUUUCGGCGGUGCGCUCGAUGCCGCCGCGAAGCAGUUUAGCAAGGCAUUUGAUAGCGGUAUGUUGCCUAUGGAGUUUGUCAACAAAAUGAAGAAAGAUGGCAAGCUCAUCAUGGGCAUCGGACACCGCGUCAAAUCAAUCAACAACCCGGACAUGCGGGUGCAGAUACUCAAGGACUUUGUGAAGCAGCAUUUUCUUUCGACUCACCUGCUUGACUAUGCCUUAGAUGUGGAGAAGAUCACCACCUCCAAGAAACCCAACCUCAUCCUCAACGUAGAUGGUUUUAUUGGCGCUGCCUUCGUGGACCUACUCAGGACGUGUGGUGGCUUCACGCGUGACGAAGCUGACGAAUUUGUCGAGAUCGGCGCUCUCAAUGGGAUCUUUGUCCUGGGCCGAAGUAUGGGCUUUAUCGGCCACUACCUGGACCAGAAGCGGCUCAAGCAGGGUUUGUACCGUCACCCCUGGGACGACAUCUCCUACGUGCUUCCUGAACACAUGUCCAUUUAAGAACAUGAGACCGUGGCGCUCGCAUCUCACCUGCAUUACGUGUACGAUCUGAAUCAAAACAGCUGCCUUGGACGGGAAAAGCCAUCCUGAAGGGCGGGAAGUAUAUCCUGAUUGACAGUUCUAAGAAGCAUUAUAUCUAGAUUUCAAUGGAUUAAAAGGGGAACUAUAUUUUUAGGUUAGUUUUUGACAAUAUAUAAAAAAAUGGUUGGAGAUGUAUAUUGUGGUCAGAGCACAAAACUUGGUACUUUAAGAAAAAAAAAAUAUUUUUGGACAGGAUUUGGAUUGCUUCUCUGUUUGGACCGCAUGGAAUCAAGUGUUGAAUGUUAAUGCCAAGCGAUACUUGUCAAGUUUGUACUAAACAUUAAUACUUAUUUAUUUUAUUCGUCAUUUGCCUGUUUUAGGCCAUCAAACCUUGUGUGUUUUUGUUUAAGGUCAUCCAAAUCUAGCUUCAAAAUGCCUUCCGAAUUUUACGCCUGCUUCUGUUUUAUAAACCUCUUGUGAAGAACCCAAGUCACUUUAUGAAUAUCCCUUUACUUAUAGCCAUGUCAAUCAGAAAUAGACAGUUGUCGGUGUUGCUUCUAAGCCUGGUUCAAAUCGGUACUAGAAACACAAUUUCAUUUUUUUUUUAAAUGUGAUAACGGUUAUAAGAAGUAUCUCACCGCCCCCUACUCACACACAGACAGAAAUAGUCAAAUGUGGAAGAAUGAUCAAGUGAGCUUCGACGAGAGAAUAUUUUGGAGAAGGGACUUUUGCACUCAAGUCUUCACUCUUAACCUCAAGAGGUGUUAUUGUAAUUUCCCAUUUUAUAACCUGCAUUGUUGUUGUUUGCUUUGCUUCUACAGGUGCUGCUCAAUAAAUUAGAAUAUGACCAAAAAGUGAACCUUGUGUAUUAU